AUGCAGACUGCCGUACGAAAAGCAACUCGUUUAGAAUACAAACCUCCAAAGGAGAAGCAUAUUAAGACCUUAAUCGGGCUGACCUUCCAGAAUCCUGCCUGCAUUCCCGAUAUUAUCCAUGCAUUAGAAAAAAGACUUCAGGAAAACUCAUGGAUUAUAACAAUGAAGGUUCUUAUCAUUAUUCACACAUUGAUGCGUGAAGGAAAUGAAGAUAAAGUUAUCAAAUGUAUCAGCAACAACACACAAGUUCUUGAUAUCGGCCAGCUUCGAGAAAAAUCGACGAAUAGUGCUUCAAUACAGAACAUUCGUGUUUACAAGCUCUAUCUUGACGAAAAGGUUGGAUGUUACAGAGACCUCAAAAUAGAUUUUGUAAGGUCGACCUCAGGACACAAUGAUGGCCGCCUGAGACACUUGCCGAUCGCCAAUGGGCUACUAAAAGAGACAAAGGUUUUGCAGAAACAAAUCGGAGCUAUCGUUAAAUGCAAAUUCCAUUUUGACGAAGGAGAUAAUUCUCUUAGCUUCCAAGCCUAUAAACUUAUCUUAAGCGAUCUUUUAGUGCUAUUCAAGGCAGUCAACGAAGGAGUGGUCAAUAUUUUAGAGCACUACUUUGCUAUGAAUAGGUCAAACGCGCGAAUAUCACUUGACAUCUACAAAAAGUUUGCGCAACAGACUGAACUCAUUAUCAAUUACUUAAAUGAGGCCCGAAAAAUGCAGCGUGAGUUGGACAUGACAAUCCCUGUGGGAAAGCAUGCGCCACUUUCGCUUGCAGAGGCAUUAGAAGAAUAUCUUUUGGAUCUCGAGAAGCAAUCCAAAACGCCUUCUCGUAGAGCUUCCCAGGUUAAUCGAACAAAUACGGUCUCUCAACCAGCUCAACCAACUCAACCAACUCAGCCAUCUACUACACAGCCUACUGUCCCACAAUCAUUUUCAACCUCACAACCUGUCAGCAACCCACCAGACUUCUUCACACCUUUGUCAAAUGAACAGACCGUUGUUUAUGUGCCUGCGCAGCAAAAUGGUGUGAAUGGCAUGAGAAACAUGCCUUCCAUGCCAAACAUGCCUUCCAUGCAACAACCUUUAAUGACUGGCCAGCAAAACACUCUUCCGAUUACACCCAAUAUUACCGGAAAUUCAAACAAUCCGUUCAGGGCUUCUAUGGUGAACACUAACACCGCAAAUGGAACAUGGACAUCCACUCUUGCAACCAUACCUCAAUUCACUCAGACUGGAUCAUACCAACCAACAACAAACCUAUCGAGAUCUGCAACUACGAUUACCCCUUCUUCAAUGAUGACUAGUCAAUCUACUGGAAGAAACGGUUCAAACCCCUUCCGAGCUAGUACCAUUGGACACCCACGUAUGCAAAGUGAGCCAUGGCAAAACACGAAGCCUAUGACGGUUCAAACAACUGGUUUCGGAUCACAACCCCUGCAGCCUCUCAUGACAGGCACAUCUACGAACAAAAACCCUUUCGCCCCCGCAUCACCUCCACUGACACCACAAAAUCAUCAACCUGGUAAUAACAUUACCAGCCAACAAGUAUUCACCGUCUCUCCUACUGCUUUGGUUUCUCCCAACAAUCCUUUUGCACCAGCACAAACACAGCUACCAUCCGAAAGUUUACCAAAUCAGACGCAUCAAAAUAAUACAUUUAAUUCAUUUUCAUUCUAA
Messenger RNA from Phycomyces blakesleeanus NRRL 1555(-), 1671 nucleotides. RefSeq lists its product as hypothetical. The transcript has 8 exons. Gene Ontology annotation, cellular component: clathrin-coated vesicle; clathrin-coated pit. Gene Ontology annotation, molecular function: SNARE binding; 1-phosphatidylinositol binding; phosphatidylinositol-4,5-bisphosphate binding. Lineage: Eukaryota; Fungi; Mucoromycota; Mucoromycetes; Mucorales; Phycomycetaceae. Gene Ontology annotation, biological process: vesicle budding from membrane; clathrin-dependent endocytosis; clathrin coat assembly. The coding region runs from base 1 to 1671 and encodes 556 amino acids. The record is from RefSeq and is a predicted model, not a curated record.